GUGCGCGAGGGACAGAGAGAGGGGGCGUGUCUGAGCGCGCGCAUCUCUCAAGCACACGUGCAGCUCUAAAACACACAGAACACCACAUGUGAACUCGAAGAGCAGUGCUGAAAAUGAUGUUCAUGAGGAAAGUUUGCUGUUUUUUGCUUUGCUGUAUGUUGAAGCUGGGUUAUGCUCGCAGGACUGAAGAUGCGGAAACCUUGGAGAAGAUUGAUAGCUCGCGCUGCGUCUCGCGCUGCCUCACGCUUCACAUGACGCAGAUCACAGCGUCAUUCAAACACCUGCAGAAUGACCGUGUGUUGGGCUGGUGUGACAUCCACAGAAGAUGUUCACAGUGCCUACAACCCUGCAAGGAGCUGUGGGAAACAAGACGAGCGCUGUCUCCCAAGACCUGCGAGCGUCAUGAAUGUAGAACCAGCGCUGAGUUCCUGCGGUCACUGCAGACACAGAAGCAGGGCGACUGUCCGGCACCGCAGAGGGCAUCUGGUUUUGCCGCCGCCUGUGUGGAGGGCUGCUCUGUUGACCGGGAAUGCUCCGCCUCCAAAAAGUGCUGCUCAAACGGCUGUGGUCAUACCUGUCAGACCCCGACAAACCUUUACAAAGGAGUCCCACUGAAGCCAAGGAGGGACAUUUCUUUUUCUGAAGACCAACAAGGACAUGUGGAGGUUACGUGGAUGUCCAAGUUUAACGUCUCAGUUGAACCGGUUCUUUAUAUUCUUCAGAGGAGAUGGAAUCAGGGAAUUCAUCCAAGUGAGGAUGAGGCAUCGACCUGGCAAACAGUUCUCAUGACCAUGGAAGACCGCUCUGUGUUGAAAGACAUUCGACCUCAUAGAUGGUACCAGUUUCGAGUUUGUGCAGUCAACAGUCAUGGCACAAGAGGCUUCACCACUCCCAGCAAGCAUUUCUUCUCUGCACGAGAUCCAUUUCCACCAGAGAACCCACAGAAUGCCAGAACAGGCAACCAGAUGGUAAAUGCUGACGGCACCGUGAGUGUUCUGGUCCUAUGGGAUGCCCCCAGGGAGAGUGACCUGAAGGUCCACCAUUACAAGGUGACCUGGAGCGCACAAGGAACACCCUCAACCAGACAAAGUCGGGCUGGAAGGGUCACAGAUGGGGAUGGAACUGAGAUGGAACUUCACUCUCUCCAGCCCAACACAGAGUAUAUAGCGCAGAUUCAGGCUGUCUCUUACUGGGGUCAGAAGCGACUUCGAAGCGGCCGAACUCAGCUCUCCUUUAACACUGUUGCAGCCACCACAUCCUCCUAUGGGCAUGGCCACAUUUCUGGAGAGUUCUCUAAUGAGCUUCCCAUAUCCCAUUCCUUACCCACUAUCCUAAGACUUGAGGCUGCCGCCCCUCACUACCAUGACAACCAGCUGCAGGUCAAGAUCUUCUGGAAGAGCCUGACCCAAGAAAACCAGAGGGAUUCCACUUCAUACCUGCUGACAUGGUAUCCGGAUGUUUGUGCCAAUAAUGUCACAAAAACAGAGAAAACAGCUACAGUGCAGGAAACACAUUUUGUGAUUACCGGCCUGUUUUUUGCUUGCAAAUACUGGGUGUCGGUGAAGCCUCUUAUAGAAGUAGAACAGAGAUCUGAGGUUGUGACCUCAUUUACCACCCCACUUUGCUUAGCACUGAUGGGCCGACGAAAGAAGGUUUCGGCAUGUGCCAGAGAUGAGCACCACCCUCAGGUUAAGAAAGUAUUGCAGCGGCCUGAGACCCUGGCAGCAUCGUUUCAAGUGCUGAACGGCUCCAUACAGGCACUGUUCAGCUGGCAGGUGUCACCGGAGAGUCCAGGACAAUUACCUGUCACAGGCUUUCAGUUUUCGUGGGUCAAAGUGUCCGGCACCAACAGCACACUGAUCUCUCAAACAUACAUCCUUCCACCUGAUCAGCUGUCACUUAUUACAGACGGAUUACAGGAAGAGAGCAUGUAUGAAGUUCAGGUCCAGAUUCUGUCGGAAGCAGGAAAUGGACCCUCGGUGACCAAAACUUUCCAUACACCUCAUCUGAAUGGCACACUCCUCUAAGAUGGAAGAAGGCUGUGAAGAAUUAGGCUGCUAUACAUUCCAGUAUAAUCAACUUGUCUGUUAUCACGUGACCUGACCGUUCUCACAAGAUCAGCAAAUGCAUUUAUAAAGACAGAAGUGAAGGGUUUAGCAUGAAAAAUGAAUGUUAAAUAACUGAAUUCAAUUGUUUUGACAUGUGAAAAAUGUGUAGGAGUCAUUUAUUUUGUUUAGUUAUAUAGACAUUUAUUUUUUCAUACAGAAUAUUGUGCAUAUAUUCAAUGGGCCAAAGUUACAUAAAAUGUUUGUAUAAUCAAAUUAACACAAAAUUCGAGGUUGCGGCCAAGUGUUUCCAACUAUACAGUACCGUUUCAAAAAUGUGAUCAUGUGAAUUUUAACAGUACAUCUGUUUAGAUGUCAAAUUACAUAAUUUAAAUAAGGCCAGCACCACUGCUAAAAGUUUAAUUUAGUUUAUUGUGAAUGUAUGGCAUUACUCAAAAGAGUCAUUUUUAUAAACUCUCUUUAACCUAUAUAGGGACAAUUUCCCGGACAGGGUUUAGAUUAAUCCAGGACUAGGCCUUAGUUAUAUCAGGACAUUUAAGUAGUUUUUACAAACAUACCUUACAAAUAAAACAUUACUGGUGUGCAUCUUGAGACAAAACAAUGGCACUGAUAUAUGUUAAGAUAGAUCAAUGCAAGAUUUUUUUAAAUGAAGGCAGCUCAAACAUGCAUUUCAGUCUGGGACUAAGAUAAGCCCUGUUUGUGAAACUGCCCCAGAGUGAGAUACACUGUACUUUAUACUGUAUCAGUUAGUCAGAUCAAUUCAUCUCAUAGCAACUUUACUUUUUCUUACAAAUAUCCUACUUUUAUUUACAAAUUACAUACUGUAUAUAUCGCUUCAAGUGUUGUACUACUUGUCAAAGGUUAAAAUAUGUAUUUGAAUAAGUUCUGGGAAUUAAUUAAUUAUACAAAUGUUUACAGACAAAAUGCUUUUCUUUGUAAAAUAUAACAUGCUGUUUUGUAAAUAUUACAUUUGAUGUGUUUUCUGUGUUUAAUAAACUCAAUGAUGCUCUA
Molecule: messenger RNA, 3077 nt
Organism: Paramisgurnus dabryanus
Lineage: Eukaryota; Metazoa; Chordata; Actinopteri; Cypriniformes; Cobitidae
Gene: anos1b
Product: anosmin 1b
Biological process (GO): neuron differentiation
Cellular component (GO): extracellular region; cell surface
Molecular function (GO): protein binding; peptidase inhibitor activity
Source: RefSeq, a predicted model, not a curated record